This is a messenger RNA of Theileria parva strain Muguga, 704 nucleotides long. RefSeq lists its product as uncharacterized. The record is from RefSeq and is a predicted model, not a curated record. The transcript is spliced from 4 exons. Lineage: Eukaryota; Apicomplexa; Aconoidasida; Piroplasmida; Theileriidae. The coding region runs from base 226 to 669 and encodes 147 amino acids.
AUUUUUUGCUUCCUUAAUUUUUUUUCAUGGUAUAUUUUUAUUUUUUUCAUUAUUACUUGAUUGGAAUUGACGGAAAAAGCCCAUUUUCAUAGACAGAGGUGUGUAUGAAAUUCCAAAUUUCAAGUUUGACCUGGAUUUAUAAAUUUACGUAAAACAAUCUACAAUAAGUAAACAUUAAAAUCACAAGUUCACGUUUAUUUUAAAGAACGAAUUAACGUUUGCACAAUGUCAGUUAAAACGUCCUUCAAUAAUUUUUUCGGACUCUUCAACUCCUGUUGCGCACAUGGAAAUUCCACUAAACAGGAAACAUUUGACGAGGAUCUCGAAGAACAAAAUUUUAAGGAAAAACUGCAAGACUACCUUGAUGUCAUCGUAUUACUUGAGGACGGGACAAAGUUAUCCUGUACUUUACAUGUAAAUUGUGAAACUAGCCUUGUAAGGAUCGCCUGUGAUAAACAAGUAAGAGAGAUUGACUUUGCAUCAGUGAAGAAGAUUCUACACACUAAGGAUGAGCUGAGCAGAAUCCAGACCACUGGGAACUCCAUGAACUAUAAUACAACUGUGGCUUUCCACUUACUUGAAAAUGGAAACUGUAUCCCGGUAAGCUUCAGCAACACUCGCGAAAAGAGAAUGUUCCUAAACAUCUUAUCCCCUUUCAUUCCCACUUGACCUUCCAAACCUAUUUCCACUUUUACUAAUCUACA